Molecule: messenger RNA, 1614 nt
Organism: Poecilia reticulata (guppy)
Lineage: Eukaryota; Metazoa; Chordata; Actinopteri; Cyprinodontiformes; Poeciliidae
Source: RefSeq, a predicted model, not a curated record
AAAAUCUUAUAUAAUCCUUUUUCCUUUAGAAGUUUCAUAAAUGUACAGUGGACUUCACCAAAUGUCCCCACAGUAAAAACGGCUCACUCAGAUGUCUGUCAUCAUCUCAUGAUCUCAAUCACAAAUCGGACACUUGGAUCCUCUGGAGUCUUUUCUGCUUGGUCCCUUUAAGUAUUUUAUUAUUUUGUUUCACAGCUCUAUUUAUCCUUGCCAGUUUUUUUGUUUCGUUUAGUUUCCCCUCUUCUCUUGAUGGCCAUGCGGUGACGUGGACUGGAGGAGACUGACGCCUCGUUUCUCCAUGUCGGGUAUUUUGUUUUUCUUUUGUGUGUGUAUGUGUGAAGCGGCACGAGUUUCUCUUUUGUUGUGUUGUAACUAAUCUAAAAUCAAUAAAAAAGAAACAUAAAUACUUUAAUAAUCUUGUGUUUUCUCUCCACUCGCCCUGCAUUCUUCACAUGAAUUAUGACGCUCGCAGCACACUCACUCACGUCUCCAUUUUGGAUGUCUGCCUCUGGUUCUGAUGGGUUCUGUUUUCAGAAAUGUUACCCAAAGGAACUAAAAUCAGUUCGGAAGAAGAAAACAAUUAUUUUUUUAUUAUAUUUGCUGAAAAUCAGCGGAAAUGUAGAUUUCCAGGCUUUUAUUUUGAAGGUGCGGCAUUUCACUUCAUGACUUCCGUUCAUUAUGUAAAUAGUAAAGAUGGCGGCCUCUUGUGCGCUCCGAGCCGUCCUCAGCCGAACUCUGAGCCGGCCCAGAUGUUCUGGAGGGGUCAGGUGGCCUUUGACCUCUGCUCGGGUUGUCCCUGAGGCGGGACGCCGCGCAGCAUGCUGGGAAGCACAAAACAGACGUCAAGACGGCACAAAAUACCACCGAAGAAGAGGAGGAGGUCUGUGGGCGGCAGUCGCGUUCUCCCUGUUCAGCUCCACCGAUGAAGACCAGAGGGACGAAGCUCAGAGGAAGGAGGACGACAUCAUUCUGCUGCUGAAGAAAGCCAAGCUCAGCGUGCAUCGUGGGAAUCUGCAGGCGGCUUCGUCCUUCUUCCAUCAGGCCGUCGCUCUCGCUCAGCAGACCCACAACGAGAAGGCCAUCAUCUACACCUACAGCCAGAUGGCGAACCUGGCCUACAUUCAGGGUCACCUGGACAGCGCAGAGAAGCUCUUCAAAGCAGCCAUGAGCCACAUGCUGGCUGGAGGAACUCCAGAGGACGACAACGCUGUCAUUGAGAUGUCUCUGAAGCUGGCCACCAUUUACGCUGAGCAGAACAAGGCGGAGCUGGCCGAACACGGUUUCAGGUUCUGUGUGGAAUCACUGGAGGGCAAACUGGAGAAGCAGCCAGAGGACGAGAAGACAGAGCAGCAGGAAGCUCUGAGGAAAGACACUCACCUUCUGCUGGGUUUGUGUUUGGACUCGCGAGCGCGGUACCGAGUCUCACGGAUGGACCUGGACCUGGCUGGACAGGACUGCAGGAAAGCCCUGGACAUCUGCCGCCAGGAGCAGGGACAGGAUCACCCACAGGUAGACACACCUGGAGACACGACAGGAGACAAGACCGGAGACACGACUGGAGACACGACUGGAGACACGACAGGAGACACGACCGGAGACACGACUGGAGACACG